This is a messenger RNA of Arthroderma uncinatum, 1803 nucleotides long. RefSeq lists its product as uncharacterized. NCBI's taxonomy places the organism in Eukaryota, Fungi, Ascomycota, Eurotiomycetes, Onygenales, Arthrodermataceae. Bases 1 to 1803 code for a protein of 600 amino acids. The transcript is spliced from 4 exons. The record is from RefSeq and is a predicted model, not a curated record.
AUGGCCAUUGGGGAGGCUAAUUACGGCUCGCGCGCCGCUGUGGCAACCGGCCUCGUGAAAUGGCGCACUGAACGGCGAGACUCGUCCAUGAAUAUGAUGCUGCAGAACGCGCUAUCUAUCACUAUGGCAACGCCGUAUUUUAUCGAUAAAAGGCUAGCAGGCUCCACAGGGGGAUAUCCCAGCAAGUCAAAUUCGUCAUCUGAAGGCAUGGAUACGUGGAGCAAGCAGGCUGGCGAAACGACGCCCGAAAUGUCGAGGAACCCAUCGCCAGACCGACUGCAGCAACGCUUAAACAGAAUCUUUGACGAAUCAAGAACGAACAACAACCAUAUAUCGAGAAGUCAGCAGGAAUCAACACGAUCUGCCCGCGCUGCCACAUAUUCGUCGCCAUGCGAGGAGAAGGAGCGGUCCCUAUCCAGCUCUCCCACGAAAACGAUCAGGAUGCGGCCUCACCAGGAGCGGUUUGACGGCUCGCCAAAUAACAUCCCCAUACGGCACCGUCGAUCCAGAACCGACCUCCCGGGGCUUGGGAAUAGCCCGAACUUCUCCAUCGAUGGAAAUAGAAUGACCAGCCACUCGACUGACACGGACCCAUCCAAGCUAGAGGACGUUGAUCUGGGCGCCUCAACGGAGAAAGUCAGUGAGCCUAAAUCCAACCGCACAAGUCGACUUUUCUCUGGGCUGUUUCAAGGCGAGUCAUCCCCUAUACGAUUGGGCCUGAUGUCUUCCCCACGCUCGGAUAGGGGUACUGAAGACGGGAUGCUGGAGGCCUCGCCUGCGAUCGAUCGAUCUAGUCGCACAUCAUCGCCGUCACCUACAAAAUUAUCCAGAAACAUGAAUGUCCCCGCCUCACUGAGGCAGGUCGCUUCAGGGAACCCCUUCUCGUUUUUCACCUCAAAGCCCCAGCAGGGUCAAAAACAAUCGCUUCCAGAGCCUGCAGAUGACAAGUUUCUAAACCUUGAUAUUAAAUCCGCACUAUGUCCUCCGUCAGUUGCCGACCUACCGCCCGAAGAAGCCCUUCGUUCCUUUCAAGCUCACGCCGAAAAUCUCGUGCGCGAAUUCCAAGAAGCAUACAAACUACGAACAUUUGCGUUACACGGAGCAGUCGCGGAGAAAGAUGCACAAUCGGAUGAGUUGGAAGAUGCUCAGUCUCGAGUCGGGAAUAUCAAAUCACAGCUCGAUGGGAUGGCAGCAAGGGUGUUUGAACAAGACAAAGCGUUAAAGGCUCUAACGGAGGAGCUUAAGGCCGAGAGGGAGAAAUAUUUGGAAGAAAGCAAGGCAAAGCAGCAGGCGGAGGAUGUCGCAACCCCAACUCGGCAGUCUCAAGCGAGCCAUUCAAAGCAGCAGUCCAGUGGGGGAACAUUCACUAGCGAUUCUGGCUUUGACUCUGGAGACGAGAGCGUUGCGGAGAGCGUGUUCUCGCGGGAAAACGACGACGGUUCGUCAGUCAACACUCGGCUCUCUACCGUAUCUACUUCAACUCCAUCUACGCCCUUGCCCCCGGCAACAUCAGUGCCGUCUACAAGACCCAGCACCCCGAAGGCUGCCCAGGCUGCCCAGCCAGCCCAGCAACGAGAGACGGCAUAUGGAAGGGUUCUCAAGGGCAUAUCCUCGUCUGGAAUCGGCUCCUCAUUCAACGCUUUGACAUCCUCGAGAUUCAAAUGCCCUGACUGCCGCGCAAAUGGCUCGUCAGAUGCUUCAACGGUGACUAGUAUACUACGAGAGGAAAACAAGUAUCUGAAGAAACGGAUCGUCGAACUUGAGUAUGCGGUUGAAGAAUGUAUUACGCUCGUUGGAGGUUAA